Molecule: messenger RNA, 2677 nt
Organism: Adelges cooleyi (spruce gall adelgid)
Lineage: Eukaryota; Metazoa; Arthropoda; Insecta; Hemiptera; Adelgidae
Product: dynein regulatory complex protein 1
Exons: 14
Coding region: 68-2518 (816 amino acids)
Biological process (GO): axonemal dynein complex assembly; cilium-dependent cell motility; regulation of cilium movement
Cellular component (GO): axonemal dynein complex; axoneme
Source: RefSeq, a predicted model, not a curated record
AAAAAAGGAAUCAGAUAACCUAUUUUAUACAAAUAAAAACUAGUUAGAAAAUAAAAUUAGGAAAACAAUGAAUACCUCAAAAGCGAUUGAGGAGAACAGAUGGAAUGGAGAUGAAACAAUUAACAAAGAACUCGAAGAAAUACCAGACAGCGUUCAAAAACAAAUAGAGUCUAGUAAAUUUGAACUUUCCGAGUACAUGGAAGAAUGCUCGCAACUAGUGACAAACGUAUUACUGGCCAAUGAUAAUCGUGAAAACAAUCGCAGAGAAACAGACAGAUUAGAAAGAGAUAAACGGUUAAAAGCGGUUGAAAACGAAUCAGAAGCGGCUAACUCUAAAUUUAAGGAAAUCAGUGCUCAAUGGCCAGUCAUACUAAAGAAAAACGACGCGUUAGAAAUCUAUGAACAAUCAGAAGUUCAACGAACAAGAGGGCUCUACCUUAUUGAACAAAAGAAUGAAAUGAUCAAAGUGCUAAAACAAGAUUUGGCCGAGUCGGAUUCUAGGUUUCUACAAGAGCAAGACGCCCAAAGUGAAGACGUACGGAUUCUGCAAGAAAGAAUCGAAAAUCAAGUAAAGUUUAUAAGGAAACAAUACAAUAAUCAUAUUCAAUUUAUAAGAUGCACUAUAGAGAAACAAAGAAAACAAAGAAUUAACAAAGCCAACAUGGCAUGGGACGAUCUUUACAAUCAGAUGAUUUUAGCCGAGACGAGAUCGUUUGACGAACGGUUAGCUAUGGUUGACAAAAAAGAGAUUAACAUAAUGAAACAGUACGAAAUAAACGAAGAGAGUAUUCGAACGUUAAAAGCUGAACUUAACUUAGAAUUGCACCACAUCCAAAAAGAAUUUGAAUUGAUCAAAAUGAAAUGCAUGGAAAACGUAGAAAAACUUAAUUACAACUAUCAGGUAUUGAAAAGGAGAGAAGAAGAAAUCGCUUACGCCAAAGCAGCUCAAAGGAGGAAAAUGAACAAAUUACAGGACGUGUUGUCGAUCAAAAGAAGACUGGCAAGAGAAACAAAAGCCGAGUUUGAAAGUAAAGUGUCUGUGCUAAGCGAAAACAUUGAGAAACUCAACGAUGACAUUGAGCGACAUGAAAGCAAAGCAGAAAGGUUUGCAGAAAUUCAAGGGAAGUCCUUUAGGGAGCUAUGGGAUUUUUCCCAGGAACAAAUUGGCGAUUUGCUAGCAAGGAUUUUGAAAAUUGAUCAAAUUGUACACGAAGAGUACUUGGGCGUCGAAUGGCAAUCACCCCCGACACAUGAGAGUUUAAAAGUAGACGACUUUUCUUCGUACAAGAACCACACUAUCACCAAAACUGAAAACGUCAAGGCUUGUUUAACCGAAUUCACGAGUGCCGUUUCAACGGGACCGUACGGUCGUCGCAGAGAACGUGCUUUGUUAAAACUCAUCUUAGAAAUGACGCUUAAAAACUGUACAUUCUUAUUGGACGACCAACUAAUGGAAAUAAUUGAUUCUAGUACCGAAAAAACUCUUUCGCUUCUCUACAACAUCAUGGCAGUUUGUGGUCUGAAUAACAUGUACGCGUGGAAUUUAAUGAUUUCACGUGUGAAAUCGUCAGUGAUCUGUGAGGUUUGCCGAGGACCAGUGGCGUGGUGUUUGGAAGAGGGGAAGGUCUCGACCGAUCAUAGCACACGGGAACACCAAACGGAAAACCAACUGAUCGGCGACAUUGCCGUGUUCGCUCAAAACCAUGCAGAUGACAUUGAAAAAACUCUGUCAGUAAACGCUAAUGUGUUUAACAAAAUUUACACAAAAGACAAAUUAAAGCUUUUAAAACUAAGAUCAACAUUAACCAACACAGAAGCUGGGUCGCACGAGCCGCGGUGUUCGUCCUUUGAACGUACUAACUACGAUUCUGACGAGUCAGUUCUGACAAUCUCUGUAUCAUUGACGGAUUUUGAACAAAUGCCCAGCGAAAAUGAUUCUGCAACGGUCAAGAUAUCUCAUGACUCUAAACCUUCUCAGAUUCAAAAUUUUCGGCCGUGUGACGAUCCAACGCAUCCGCUUUUAAUGACAGACGUUGAUUAUUUAAAAGCAGUCAAAGAAACAAUACACCUUACAAACCCCAAGAACUCAAAUCAAAGCCCGAAAAAUAAAGCCAAAAAUUGCAAUACGAACACGUUGAGUGAAAUGGAUAUUAACCACUAUUGGAAACAAUAUCUAAAUGCGUUUCCUGAAGAUCGUGUCCAACUAUGGGACGUAUUUGAAAAAGCCAUAAAAAAAUACUACCAAAUUUUACACUUACGAUACAAGAAGAUAACCGAAGUGGAAAAGUUGGAAGCCGAAAACGUGGAACUCAAGAGAAUUUUAAAACAAUUUAUGGACGCUGAACAGGAUGACGGUAGACUUCAAAACAUCAGUACACCCAAAAUGAUAAAGCGGAAGUCAUCUUCGCCAAGGGUAAAUAACUCAAAAUCUAUGUCCGCUGAAAAUAGUACAAAAUACGUCAGUGGCACUGCAAUUAACAUAUUAACGGUGGACAGGACAAAUAGAAGAAAGCCUUAAGGCCAUCAACAGCUCCAACUAAAUAAUUAUUUGAGAUUUAAAAAAUAUGUUUGUUUAACUGUAGUAACAUUUUUUUAUCACACCUAAAACGUAACUACUUACAAUAAUAAAUAUUAAAAACUGUACGAAUCAUGCUAUACCACAACAUUACUAUUAUUU